AUGGAUAACAAUGAGCUCAUAAGAGUAAAAAACAGAGCGAGUAACUUUACGAAUGAGUGUAAACCUCAAACUGAUUUUAUUUUCUUACCGCCAAAACAUAGAGUAUCGUACCUUAUAUGUGCGCACUAUCAUGAACGAUUUUAUCACAUCCAACAUGAAACUGCUUUAAAUGAGGUCAGACAAUUGUAUUUCAUACCAAAAUUGAGACCAUUAUUCAAAUCGAUGCGACGAAACUGCAACGUAUGUAAAAUUUCAUCGGCAAUACCUCAAGCGCCGCAAAUGGCCUUACUUCCCCCAGCACGACUAGCAGCUUUUCAACGUCCAUUUACUCAUGUGGGUAUUGAUUAUUUUGGACCAAUGGUGGUUAUUGAGAAUCGCAAAGCACUGAAAAGGUGGGGUGUUAUAAUAACUUGUUUGACUAUCAGAGCCGUUCACAUCGAAAUCGCCCAUAGUCUUAGUACUGACUCAUGCCUAAUGUGUUUAAGAAAUUUUAUUGCCAGACGAGGAGAACCUAUCACCAUCUACAGCGAUAAUGCAACGAAUUUUCACGGUGUCGAGAACGUUUUAAAAAAGGAGUUAAAGAACAUUGAUUCCUCGGUUAUGCAACACAAGCUAGCUCAUCAAGGAAUAGACUGGAAAUUUAAUCCACCGGCAGCACCACAUAUGGGAGGAGCGUGGGAGCGACUGAUUAGAACAAUUAAGACAGUGCUGUAUCAAAUUUCGCCAUCUCAACGUUUUACGGAUGAAAGUUUACGUACUGCAUUACUUGAAGUUGAAAUGAUCAUCAACUCGCGUCCUUUAACCUACGUGUCACUCGAUAGUGAAGAUGAGGAUCCAAUAACUCCAAACCAUUUCUUGUUGGGGAGCGCUAAUGGUUUGAAACCAUUUUGUGAUGCUAAGAGAAUCGAUCCAAAGAUGUGCCUCCUACAAUCUGAGAUGUUUGCAAAUCAAUUUUGGCGACGAUGGGUGCGUGAGAUACUUCCGACAUUAACGCGUCGCGGCAAAUGGUUCAAUAAAGUGAAACCCAUUACGGUAGGAGACGUUGUGCUGAUAGUUGAUGAAACAGCUAAGAGAAAUACUUGGGUAAAAGGCAUAGUUAUCGAGACAACUGUAGCGAAAGACGGCCAAGUAAGACGAGCUAAGGUCAAAACAACAAAAGGCUUUUUGGAGCGCCCUGCCGUAAAGCUGGCCAUUCUGGAUAUCGGCAAAGUUGACGCAAACGACAUUGGGGUCGCCUGCGGGGAGGAGAAUGUUGCCGAAAAUUGCGAAUAA
Molecule: messenger RNA, 1272 nt
Organism: Teleopsis dalmanni
Lineage: Eukaryota; Metazoa; Arthropoda; Insecta; Diptera; Diopsidae
Exons: 1
Coding region: 1-1272 (423 amino acids)
Biological process (GO): DNA integration
Molecular function (GO): nucleic acid binding
Source: RefSeq, a predicted model, not a curated record